Betta splendens (Siamese fighting fish) is the source of this 2823-nucleotide messenger RNA. RefSeq names its product macrophage-expressed gene 1 protein-like. Lineage: Eukaryota; Metazoa; Chordata; Actinopteri; Anabantiformes; Osphronemidae. The record is from RefSeq and is a predicted model, not a curated record. Gene Ontology annotation, biological process: defense response to bacterium.
ACUAAUUCCCUUUUCUACCAGUCACCAUGAAGACAGCAGCGGUCCUCCUGGCUCUCUCUCUCCUCCACACCUGCUCUCCUGUUCCCAUCAGACGUCCACCAAACUGGCUCAGACAAUGUCGAGCCUCCACCAACCUCUCCAUCACGGCACUGGAGGUGCUGCCAGGUGGAGGCUAGGACAACCUCCGGAACAUGGACAUGGGUCGGGUCAUGAAUCUCAGCUACUUUCGGUGUCAUACCACUGAAGACGGACUCUAUCUCAUCCCAGACGAAGUGUUCAUCAUCCCUCACAAGGAGACGGGCGUGGAGACCAGCUCAGAGAUCAUCAGCUCCUGGCUGGAGCAGAAAAGCUCCACAUCUGAGACCGUUAACGCAGACAUGUCCUUCACUUCUGUGCUAAAGGCUAAAUUUUCUACUGAGAACCAGAAAAUGAAAACGCACCAGGUCAAAGACUCUGCAACUACAACUAGAGUGCAGGUUCGUAACUUCAUCUACACAGUCAAGGCUUACCCAGACUUUGCUCUGGACGAACGUUUUGCUCAACAAGCCAAGGAAAUCGCUGAUGCAAUAGAAAACAACCAGACGAGGAACGCCGACUAUCUCUCAGAGAGAAUGGUUCUGGAUUAUGGAACACACGUGAUCACUAGUGUUGAUGCAGGAGCCGCUUUAGUGGAGGACGACUACCUUAGUUCUUCAUAUGUCUCAGACAGUGUGUCAGACCAGACCACCAUCAAAGCACAAGCUGGUUUUAACUUUUUUGACAAACUCAAGUUUGACAUCAGCAGUCAAAGUACCCAACAGAGCUCCUCCAGCCAAACCUAUCAAACCAACCUUCAUUACUCCUUAAUGCAAAGUCAUGGGGACACAUCUUUCUAUCCUGGCAUCACUCUGCAGAAGUGGCAGGAAAAUAUCAGGAACAACCUGGUUGCUAUCGAUCGGUCUGGAUUCCCACUUCACUACUUCAUAAACAUCAACACCUUACCUGAUCUGCCACAGCCCACAGUUGGAAAAGUGUCUCUGAGAGUCAGUCAGGCCAUAGAGCGAUACUAUGAAGUCAACACCCGCCCUGGCUGCGUAGACGUCAACUCCAAGAACUUCAACUUUCAGGCCAACGUUGACGAUAGUUCCUGCGAUGGUCCUGCCACAAACCUCAGUUUUGGUGGCGUCUAUCAAGUGUGCAUCAAGAUUAGUGCAGAUGCUGAUCCACUUUGUGAUGCUCUGGCACAGAAAAACCCAGAAACAGGCGGCUUCUCCUGUCGUCCACCUUAUACCCAGACUCUACUGAGAUCAGAAAUGAGACAACAGGGUUACCACAAGUAUGAGUGUUACGACCAGAGAUAUAGAUGUGGGCUUUUCCAUCUUUCACACUGCCAUCGUCAAGUGUGUCAGAACAACUACUAUGUUCAAUCUGCCCGAAUCAACACUUACUGGUGCUCUGUCAGUGGAAAAGCCCCAGAGAACUCAGGGUAUCUCUUUGGAGGCAUAUACAGCCCGUCCCUCCUAAAUCCUAUCACCAAUGCUAAAAGCUGCCCCCCAAACUUCAUUCCAGUAAAAUUUCUCUCUGACGGCCAGAUCAUCUGUGUGAGCAAUGACUAUGAAACCGGUACCAGGUAUGCAGUACCCUUUGGAGGCCUCUUCAGCUGCCAGUCCACCAACCUGCUGGCAGGGUCUAAACGUCGCUGCCCUCCCAGGUUCAGUCAGCACCUUGCUACCGUGAGCGACGGCUGUGAAAUCCUUUACUGCGUCCAGUCAGGUCUGUUCACAGGUGGACAGCUGCAGCCAAUCCAUCUGCCCCCAUUUACUAAACCUCCACUUAUCAGCAUGCACGCCACCAAAACAGUGUUGGUGAUGAAAGAGGGAGAGCAGAGCUGGGUCAGAGUGGGGCAGUCCAACAAUUGGAAACUGACCAAACCAGACGAAAUCAAGGCAAUUGUAGAAAAGCUUAAUCCAGAACUGAAUGAGAUGUCUAGUGGAAAGAAGGCAGGAGUCGCCUUUGGGGUGUUCGGCACGGUGGCACUGGUGGUCAUAGUGGCAGCGGUCCUGAUGAAGAGACCAGGCAGACGGCCUUGGGUUAGCAGAGCUAGAGGCUACGACGAAAUACGUGGAGAGGCUGAAUCAGAUGAUGCAGUUGGUGAGAAGCAGCAAAUUGUACCUUGAACAACAGAGGAAUGCAGGACUGAUGUCUUCUGAUAUGUUUUAUUAUUUCAGAAAUAUAAUUAUUAGGAUGUAUUUCUUCCUUAAUUGCUUGACGUGUAAAUAAAGUCAUUAUAAUUACUUUUUAAUUAUUUGGAGUCAAGUCUUAAACUUAAGAAGUUAAUGGUGAAAUGAACGUUACAAAAUGCCAAGGCAUUUAAACUGUGAGUGUGUCAGGUUUUCGUUCUUGGUUUUAUUUUGAAAGGACUCUUCUGUUUUCGAUCCCAGUUUCCUGUUUUAUUUUGGUAGUCUCCCGGUCUCUGUUUUGUGUUCUAGCUUCACUUCCGGGUUAUGUCACGUCACAGCUGUUCUUGUUUCACCCGGUCAUUAUUCACACCUGCACGUCAUCAGUAAUCGAGUCCCGUUGUAUUUAACCACCACCUGUGUCCUUAGUUCCCUGCCAGAUUGUUGUGUUUCUUCAGUGUCCCAGUUUCAUCAGCGUAUUCGAGUUCCAUGAGUGUAUGUAUGUUUCAUCGCCUGACCCUGGACUGCUACUGACCGUGAGUUUGUCUCAUCCCUACCUGUACUUUUGCUGAGCCUCUUUGUGUACGAACCCUGCCUGGACAUUGGACUCGAGAUUGCCUGCUCCCCUUGUUACUGCUUUAAACCCUCCUGUGUAUGACCUGGACCG